AUGAAUAAAAAAGAAAAGCAGAAAGCUAUUCUUGAUGUUUGUAAAGAGAAUAAAGUUGGUUUUGGAGCUCCUUUUGAGACCAAGGUAAAAAAUGAGAAGCUUCAGGAGGUUUUUGUGAAUAACUUUCAUAACUGGGACUAUUUUUCUAGUUCUAUCACAGCUGGUAGGAUUUUGGUUAUUUGGCAAGCUAAGUUUGUGAAGGUUGAAAUUUUACUUGAGGACUCUCAAUUAGUCCAUUGCAGGGUUAAAGUUUGUGGCCAGCAGGUGGUAUUCUAUGCCACUGUAGUCUAUGGAAGUAAUUCUAUGGGGGAAAGGAAACAUCUAUGGGAUAAGUUGGCUAGUAUUGGUCAUUUGAAACACCCUUGGAUUAUUUUUGGGGACUUUAAUGCUAUGUUUAGUUUCCAUGAUAGGAAUGGUGGGAGACAAAUUGUAGCUAAAGAUCUCUCUGAUGCUCAAAACUGGUUGGCUUUAGGCCAAGUGGAUGAAUUCAAGUGCUCUGGGGCGCACUUUACCUGGUCUAAUAAACAUGAAGUUGGAGACCGAAUUUAUUCUAAGCUAGAUCGAGUUUUUAUCAAUGACUAUUGGCUGGACAAUUUCCCUAAAUCUGAAGCUUGCUUCAAAUGGGACUAUAUUUCAGAUCAUAGCUACUGUGUGAUUAAAAGCCAGGAGUUGAAUAAGGUGGGGUUCAAACCCUUUAGAUAUUGUAAUCACUGGAUGUCCUAUAGAAGCUACAAGGAGACAAUUCUGAACAGCUGGUAUUCUUCUUUAGAUUCGGGAGGUGGUUUAUCUAAGAUUGUGCAGAAGCUGUUUCGGGUCAAACAUGUUUUAAAAAGAUUUAGUAGGGAAGUGGUGAGAGAUGUUGCCUUGGAUUACAAGUUGGCUAAGGAGGAUUUUAAUAUAGCUCAGGAAGCUUUGGAUUUUAACCCCUCUGACAUUUUGCUUCAGCUUGCUGUUUCUCAGAAGCAGGAGAAUUUUUCUGUAAUGCUGAACAGGUACUCCAGUUUUCUUAAGCAGCAAAGUAAAAUUAAGUGGGUCAAUUUCAGUGAUGAAAAUUCUAGGUACUUCCAUGCUAUUAUGAGGAAAAGAAGGUUGGAAAAUAGGAUUACUUCUUUCUGUGUUGGUGAUAAAAUUGAGGAUGAUUAUUCGACAGUAGUGGAGCAUUUUCUCAAUCAUUUCAGGAAGUUUAUGGGGAGUAGUAGUUCGGCCACUGAGGGUAUUGAUUUUACUUGUUUGAACCAGGGUAGAAGGCUGUCAUUGGAGCAGCAAGUCAGGUUAAUUCGGCCUUUUAGUAAGAAUGAUGUCAAGAAAGCACUUUUCAGCAUCCAUUCUUCUAAAAGCCCUGGGUUAGAUGGAUUUGGUUCAGGUUUUUACAAGGGAUUAUGGGAGUACAUUGGAGAAGAUAUAACUCGGUCUGUGUUAGCUUUUUUCCAGGAUGGUGCUUUGCCUCAAUCGUUGAAUGAUACAGUGAUCUCUCUUGUUCCUAAGGUGACUGACCCGAAAUCAGCCAGUGAUUACAGACCAAUUGCCUGCUGUAAUACACUUUAUAAGUGUAUCUCGAAGAUGCUCUGCUCUAGGCUUUCAGAAGUGCUUCCUCUCCUUGUUCAUAGCAACCAAGGAGCCUUCAUAAAGAAUAGAACUCUUGCGCAUAAUAUUUUGAUCUUCCAGGAUCUCCUCAAAGGUUAUACUAGGAAGCAUAUUUCAACUAGGUGUAUAAUGAAGAUUGACCUUAGUAAAGCAUAUGAUACUGUUGACUGGUGA
Humulus lupulus (European hop) is the source of this 1758-nucleotide messenger RNA. RefSeq lists its product as uncharacterized. NCBI's taxonomy places the organism in Eukaryota, Viridiplantae, Streptophyta, Magnoliopsida, Rosales, Cannabaceae. Bases 1 to 1758 code for a protein of 585 amino acids. The transcript has a single exon. The record is from RefSeq and is a predicted model, not a curated record.